AUGCCUGCCCACGAGGACGUCCAGUUCCGCACCCUUGAUAACACUGUCCUUCGCGGCCGUCUCUUCCCAGCAGACCAGCGAGGACCAGGAAUUAUCAUGACACCGGGCUUCAACGCAACCAAGGAAAUCGACGGCACCCCACGCAACGACAUCAACCCCUUCCAAUCCGUCGACGACCUCUCCGACGCCCUAACCUACCUUCUCUCCCACCCAAACAUCGACCGGUCGCAGGGCGUCGCCCUCUGGGGUAUGUCACUCGGCGCCAGCAUUGCCCUCGUAACAAGCGCACUUGACCCACGCGCCCGCUUCACAAUCGCCGUAUGCCCCGUCGUCGGCGCAACGCAGAACUUACCCAAACUGUCUGCCGUGCUGUCCAAGGCCGCACAGGACCGCGAGUCUCGUCUCAAAGGCAACGACCCCUUCUACGUCCCCAUGCUGACGAACACUGGCGAGAACCCAGCCGGUUUCAACUUGGGCUUUGAGCGCGAGGUCGCGAUGAGAUUACUCAAUGCGCAAGACGUGAAUGAUCCGCUGCGUGCGGAGCUCGCGCCCAACCAUGUCAAUCGCACGACGGUAGGCACGUAUAGGAACCUGCUGCUUUGGGAACCGGGCCAUAUGUGGAAGUAUAUUACGCGGCCGGUGCUCUUUGUUCUGGCGGAGCAGGAUGCGGUUGUUGGCACGGAGGCGCAGAAGAGGCACUUUAGCGCGUUGAUGGUGGAUAAGGAGCUGUAUGUACAGGAAGGGGCGGUGCAUAUGGAUAUUUUGGAGGGGGCGCAUCAGGAUGCUGUUAAUCGCGUACAGACGGAGUUUGCGUGGAAGCUAUGGUAUUAA
Molecule: messenger RNA, 831 nt
Organism: Penicillium mononematosum
Lineage: Eukaryota; Fungi; Ascomycota; Eurotiomycetes; Eurotiales; Aspergillaceae
Product: alpha/beta hydrolase
Exons: 3
Coding region: 1-831 (276 amino acids)
Source: RefSeq, a predicted model, not a curated record